Aphanomyces astaci is the source of this 871-nucleotide messenger RNA. RefSeq lists its product as hypothetical. Gene Ontology annotation, molecular function: voltage-gated proton channel activity. NCBI's taxonomy places the organism in Eukaryota, Oomycota, Saprolegniomycetes, Saprolegniales, Verrucalvaceae. Gene Ontology annotation, biological process: proton transmembrane transport. The transcript is spliced from 3 exons. Gene Ontology annotation, cellular component: plasma membrane. The record is from RefSeq and is a predicted model, not a curated record. Bases 1 to 801 code for a protein of 266 amino acids.
AUGACAGGAGCCGACCCUUUCAAGAUCCACAUGCAUGAGCCGAAGAAGGCAGCAGCGGGUGACGACGCUUCCCAGUACGUCCCAGUGGGCCGCUCCAAGUCACAAGCCAUCGGUGCCUUCAUCGAAUGGAGAGAAACGCAGGCGGUGAUGAUUGCACUGGUGGUGUUGGACGUGGCAGCAGCUGUGGCCAGUCUCGUCCUAGACCUCCUUGCGCAGACUGGCGUGGUUGUGCCGCCAAUCCUAGGCCAAUUGUUGCAAUCCUUCGGUGGCUUUACGUUGAUUUUGUUCAUGAUUGAGCUUGCGGUGCUCAUUUGGGUCUUCCAGCUCGCAUUUUUCACCCACAUCGGCUACGGCAUCGACUUUGGGGUUGUUGUCUCGUCGUUUUCAUGGGAACUGUCGCGGCAAUCCAAGGGGCUGCGACUUCUCGGCGUGUUUCGCCUGUGGCGCAUCUUUCGCCUCGUCAACACGUUCCUAAACGACGAGCGGUCCCAGCAUGCGGCCACCGCCAACCUGUUGGAGAUCGAGAAGCAGGCGGUGGACGCGGCGGCGCUAAAACUCCAACGACUCGAAGAUGCACUCGAGAAAGAGUACCAGGCCAAAACGACUCUGAGUUUGGCGCUCCAGGAGUACAAGGACGAAGUGGAUACGUUGAAGGAAGCGCUGACGAUCGCCGCGAUGAGUGUCACGACGUCCCAUGCUGAAGAAGCAGAAGGCGACGACGAAGAUGGCGAAGAAGAAGGAGGACUGAGGCAGGCCCGCGCCGUCGACGCCGACGAUAUCUUUGAGGACGCACAAUCAUGAUAAUCUUGUACUCUACGAAAUAGUACUAGUUUUUACAGUUAACUACUCUCGAAUGUUGUAUUAUACACAA